Nannospalax galili (Upper Galilee mountains blind mole rat) is the source of this 888-nucleotide messenger RNA. RefSeq names its product olfactory receptor 1N1-like. Gene Ontology annotation, molecular function: G protein-coupled receptor activity; olfactory receptor activity. Lineage: Eukaryota; Metazoa; Chordata; Mammalia; Rodentia; Spalacidae. The transcript has 2 exons. Gene Ontology annotation, biological process: G protein-coupled receptor signaling pathway. The record is from RefSeq and is a predicted model, not a curated record. Gene Ontology annotation, cellular component: membrane. Bases 100 to 888 code for a protein of 262 amino acids.
AAGGAAACUAGAAACCAAACCAUCAACUCUGACUUCCUGUUCCUGGGCUUCUCUGAACACCCACAGCAAAAGCCUCUCCUAUUCGGGAUCUUCCUGAGCAUGUACCUGGUCACUCUGCUGGGGAAUCUGCUCAUCAUCCUGGCCAUUGGCUCUGACCACCACCUCCACACACCCAUGUACUUCUUCCUGGCCAACCUGUCCUUCAUUGACACCUGCUUCACCUGCACCAUUGUCCCCAAGGUGCUGACCAACAUCCACACACAGAAUCACACCAUCUCACACACAGGGUGCCUUCUGCAGAUGUACUUCUUCAUGGCAUUGGCCCUGCUGGAUGACUUCCUGCUGGCUGUGAUGGCCUAUGAUCGCUAUGUGGCCAUCUGCCUUCCUCUACACUACGCCACAAUCAUGGGUCCCCAACGAUGCCUGCUGCUGGUAGCCACAUCCUGGCUCUGCUCCAACAUCCUGGCCUUUUCCCUCACACUCCAGAUGGCGCGAGUCUCCUUCUGUGCAUCCCAUUCCAUCCCACACUUUUUCUGUGAUCUUCUCCCACUCCUCAAGCUCGCCUGCUCAGACACCCGUACCUUUCAGCUCAUGAUGUUUGCCGAAGCUGCCCUCUCAGGUGUGGUCCCUCUCACCUGCGUUCUGGUCUCUUAUGGCCACAUCAUGCACACCAUCCUCAGGAUCCCCUCUGCUGGGGGGAAGCACAAAGUCUUCUCCACCUGUGGCUCUCAUCUGACAGUCAUUGGAGUGGCUGUCUCUGUGGUAUACACUAUGGUCACCCCCAUGCUAAAUCCUUUCAUCUACAGCCUGAGGAACAGGGACAUGAAGGGAGCUUUGUGGAGCCUCCUCUGUUCAAACUCCUUUUCUCCUAAAUUGUAUUUUAAUUAG